AUGUUUUCGAGUAACAAAAAAGAACCCAAUGUAGACGAAUCAAAAGUAAACGAUAUCGAGCCUGAAGUUUUCAUGGAAUUGUUAAGAUAUAUCUACACUGGGAGGGUAGAGAAAUUUGAUCAAUUGGCUGUUCAGAUUUUUAAGGCAGCUCAUUUCUAUGAAAUGUAUGAUUUAAAACUUAUCUGUGAACAUGUUCUGAUGAAGAACUUACCUGUUACAAAUGUGAUUGAGAGUUUAAAAUUAGCUGACGACUACGAUGGAAAGGAAAUAAAAGAACAAUGUAUUGCUUUCGUUUUGCAGAAUUUUAAGACUGUGACGAAAUCUGCGGAAAUUAAGAGAUUGAUUAAAACUCACCCGCAUCUUCCGUUUGAGUUAUUGAUUGAAAUGGGUUCUAAGUAA
This is a messenger RNA of Belonocnema kinseyi, 399 nucleotides long. Its product is annotated as speckle-type POZ protein-like. The record is from RefSeq and is a predicted model, not a curated record. Bases 1 to 399 code for a protein of 132 amino acids. Lineage: Eukaryota; Metazoa; Arthropoda; Insecta; Hymenoptera; Cynipidae. Gene Ontology annotation, biological process: proteasome-mediated ubiquitin-dependent protein catabolic process; regulation of proteolysis. Gene Ontology annotation, cellular component: cytoplasm. The transcript has a single exon. Gene Ontology annotation, molecular function: ubiquitin protein ligase binding.